This is a messenger RNA of Acaromyces ingoldii, 1038 nucleotides long. RefSeq lists its product as hypothetical. NCBI's taxonomy places the organism in Eukaryota, Fungi, Basidiomycota, Exobasidiomycetes, Exobasidiales, Cryptobasidiaceae. The transcript has a single exon. Gene Ontology annotation, biological process: siderophore biosynthetic process. The record is from RefSeq and is a predicted model, not a curated record. The annotation marks the transcript as partial.
AGGAAGGCUCGGGUGAGCCUGCACGGAGCCGUCAAUGACGACCGGGCCGAGCGCCUCACCGUGUCGCUGCUCGAGAGCGUAGGCAGCCAGCCGCCAUCGUUCUCGGAUCUCUGGGGCGCUCUAUACGGCAUCUGGGUCCGUCACGACGAACACGAGAGGAUCCCUAUCGAAGUGGACAGCUCCUUCGGACAGGCUAAGUCUGAGGUGAUCGCCUACCUGAAGCACACCGGGCUUGCGUUUUCGGCACCCGAUGCGGUCAACUCUUCGGAGCUACUCCUUGAUCGAUCUAGCUUUUGGCAAGGCGCAGGCGCUCCACUAGGCCGUUCGUGGCUGCAGUCUCCUCAACCCUGCCCCAAACGCUUCGGGACUUUGACGAGCGACAGUUUCCCGAUGAUUCAGUCUUUCACAAAAGGAACUACGCCACCCGUCCUGACCGUCCAUCCUCUUCGACCUCCAAAGCCUGCGCCUGGAGCUGUGGUCUACUCGCGCUACAUCCACUCUGUCAAGUCGCACCUCACCCUCACCCACAUCGACGCGGCGAACCCGAGCCACUUUGAGCCGUAUUGCAGAUGGCAGAACAGUGAUCGCGUCAAAUUCGGCUGGAGGGAAUCUGGUGACGACGAACACCACCGUCAUUAUCUGGCCGACAGGCUUGCGGACCCCCAUAUCAUGGGCUAUGUCGUUGCCUGGGAUGGCGAACUGGCUGGCUAUGGCGAGGCUAGCUGGAACAAAGAGGACAGCAUGGCCGCCUUUGUCGGACAUGUUGGUGACUACGAUCAAGGCACACACCUCUUGUGCGGCGAGGACCGAUUCAGAGGCAGAUUCCGCUUCGCGCAGAGCAUGGUCAGCAUGAAGCACUUCUGCUUCCUUCGCGAGCCUCGAACCCAGAUUGUCCUGGGCGAGCCGAGGGCCGAUCUGGACAUUGUCGAGCUUCUCAAGGCUUACCUGCCCCAGAGCUUCCGUAGAGAGGUGGAGCUGCCGCACAAGCGUGCAGUCCUCUUCGAGCUCCACCGCGACCGAUUUUUCACAGAUGGCAUC